UGUGUUCUGAUCAGAGACCAAAUAAAUGACAUUCAGAACUCCCACUGAGGUACUAUAAGCUUUCACGGUAACAUGGCACCUGUUUUCUUUCUACAAGAGAAACUCAGCACACAGCAGCAUCCUUGAUAAAUUGGUUUGAUGAUCCUACUUGGAAUAGACUAUGUCAGAGAAUCACAAUGACCUUGCACAAUAACAGUACAGCCUCGCCUUUGUUUCCAAACAUCAGCUCCUCCUGGGUCCACGGCCCCUCGGAUGCAGGGCUGCCCCCAGGAACGGCCACCCACUUUGGCAGCUACAACAUUUCUCGAGCAGCUGGGAACUUCUCCUCUCCCAAUGGCACCACCAGUGACCCUCUGGGAGGUCACACCAUCUGGCAAGUGGUCUUCAUCGCCUUCCUGACGGGCGUGCUGGCCUUAGUGACCAUCAUCGGCAACAUCUUGGUGAUAGUGGCCUUUAAGGUCAACAAGCAGCUAAAGACAGUCAAUAACUACUUCCUCUUAAGCCUGGCCUGUGCCGAUCUGAUUAUUGGGGUAAUUUCAAUGAAUCUGUUUACUACCUACAUCAUCAUGAACCGAUGGGCUUUAGGAAACUUGGCCUGUGACCUCUGGCUCUCCAUUGACUACGUGGCCAGCAAUGCCUCGGUCAUGAAUCUUCUGGUCAUCAGCUUUGACAGGUACUUUUCCAUCACGCGGCCACUCACAUACCGAGCCAAACGAACCACAAAAAGAGCCGGCGUGAUGAUAGGUCUGGCUUGGGUCAUCUCCUUCAUCCUUUGGGCCCCCGCCAUCUUGUUCUGGCAGUACUUUGUUGGGAAGAGAACUGUGCCCCCAGGGGAGUGCUUCAUUCAAUUCCUCAGCGAGCCCACCAUCACCUUUGGCACGGCCAUUGCUGCCUUCUACAUGCCUGUCACCAUCAUGACUAUUUUAUACUGGAGGAUCUACAAGGAAACUGAGAAACGCACCAAAGAGCUUGCUGGCCUACAAGCUUCGGGGACAGAAGCAGAGGCAGAAAACUUCGUCCACCCCACGGGCAGCUCUAGAAGCUGCAGCAGCUACGAGCUUCAACAGCAGAGCAUGAAGCGCUCGGCCAGGAGGAAAUACGGACGCUGUCACUUCUGGUUCGCCACCAAGAGCUGGAAGCCCAGCGCUGAGCAGAUGGACGCGGACCAGAGCAGCAGCGACAGUUGGAACAACAACGACGCUGCCGCCUCCCUGGAAAACUCGGCCUCCUCCGAUGAGGAGGACAUCGGCUCUGAGACAAGAGCCAUCUACUCCAUCGUGCUCAAGCUUCCCGGCCACAGCACCAUCCUCAACUCCACCAAAUUACCCUCCUCGGACAACCUGCAGGUGCCUGACGAGGAGCUGGGGGCAGCGGACUUGGAGAGGAAGGCCGGCAAGCUGCAGGUCCAGAAGAGCGUGGACGAUGGAGGCAGUUUCCAGAAAAGCUUCUCCAAGCUUCCCAUCCAGUUAGAGUCGGCCGUGGACACAGCUAAGACCUCUGAGGCCAACUCCUCAGUGGGUAAGGCCACGGCCACUCUACCUCUGUCCUUCAAGGAAGCCACUCUGGCCAAGAGGUUUGCUCUGAAAACCAGAAGUCAGAUCACCAAGCGGAAGCGGAUGUCCCUCAUCAAGGAGAAGAAGGCGGCCCAGACCCUCAGCGCCAUCUUGCUUGCCUUCAUCAUCACCUGGACCCCCUACAAUAUUAUGGUUCUGGUGAACACCUUUUGUGACAGCUGCAUCCCCAAAACCUAUUGGAAUCUGGGCUACUGGCUGUGCUACAUCAACAGCACCGUGAACCCCGUGUGCUAUGCCCUGUGCAACAAAACAUUCAGAACCACUUUCAAGAUGCUGCUCUUGUGCCAGUGUGACAAACGCAAGAGGCGUAAGCAGCAGUACCAGCAGAGACAGUCGGUGAUCUUCCACAAGCGCGUGCCCGAACAGGCCUCGUAGAGUGAGGGCUGGUCGAUCGCGGUGACCAAACGCACACACAUCAGCCCACAGACCUUAGCAGGGAGUGAGGCGAGGGUGGGGGCAAUGUCUGGGCAUGAUAAAUAUGUUUUUUAUCACCCAGAUAUGGAAGGAGCUGCCUGUUCACUGACCCACUGAAUAAAUCCAUUUUAAUAGAGAAAGUCAAAUACCAAUUC
This is a messenger RNA of Hyaena hyaena (striped hyena), 2143 nucleotides long. It is a transcript of the gene CHRM3, whose product is annotated as cholinergic receptor muscarinic 3. NCBI's taxonomy places the organism in Eukaryota, Metazoa, Chordata, Mammalia, Carnivora, Hyaenidae. The record is from RefSeq and is a predicted model, not a curated record. Bases 177 to 1949 code for a protein of 590 amino acids. The transcript has 3 exons. Gene Ontology annotation, biological process: saliva secretion; regulation of vascular associated smooth muscle contraction; adenylate cyclase-inhibiting G protein-coupled acetylcholine receptor signaling pathway. Gene Ontology annotation, molecular function: G protein-coupled acetylcholine receptor activity; G protein-coupled serotonin receptor activity. Gene Ontology annotation, cellular component: dendrite; synapse; plasma membrane.